Molecule: messenger RNA, 369 nt
Organism: Coniophora puteana RWD-64-598 SS2
Lineage: Eukaryota; Fungi; Basidiomycota; Agaricomycetes; Boletales; Coniophoraceae
Exons: 1
Coding region: 1-369 (122 amino acids)
Source: RefSeq, a predicted model, not a curated record
AUGGCGGCGCGCGCCAAGGCUCAAAUGCAAGCUGUCCAGCAAACUACCAAGGAGACAGUAACUAGCGAAAGCAUCGAACUUCCUGAGAUCAGGAGCGAAUACUCGGACUCUGAGGAUGAGGACCGUGCCCCGACAUAUGAUAGACCAGAUUGGGCGCAAUCACCCGAGCUUCUGGAGGCUCUGCGCAACCAAAGAAAUGUCGAUCCUGAUGACAUCUUUGGGCCUAUACGUCCUCUACGAAUGGAGGAGUUGUUCCGAACACGGCAGAGCCGGUUCAGAGCCAGGACAAGUUCCGCGAAUUGGUCGGGGGCUGAUAGACUUACCGCCGAAGAGGAGAGAGAGUACGCUCGGCGAAUGGGAUUCCGGUGA